Caenorhabditis sp. 36 PRJEB53466 is the source of this 1651-nucleotide messenger RNA. The record is from the annotation of a GenBank genome assembly. Lineage: Eukaryota; Metazoa; Nematoda; Chromadorea; Rhabditida; Rhabditidae.
AUGGUGAGACAGAACGGAAAAUAGCACAGAGGAAUCGAAAGUUGAUCAGGGAAAAGGCUACAAUGAUAAGGUGUCGAUGAGCGCAGAGAAGGUGGACGACAAGCCGCGCAGUCGCGAGUAUCCAUCGGUGCGGAUCGACAAGACGCAGGGCGACGAGGUGCCGACGACGGAGGAGAAGCGCGACGAGAAGACGGAGAACUGCGUCGCGUGGAGCAGGAACCUGCUCAAGACGGCCCGCAUCAGCAAGAUCACGCAGGAAUACCGCGAGAAUAAAGAGUUCCGGCCGAACGUAAGCAGUGCGGUCUCCGAGAAAAUGACGGACAAAAACAGGUGAAAACUUUCAAUUCUCACUCUCAUCCGCAGUUAUUUUCAGAUAUAGACACAUCUUCUGCGCCGACGAGAACCGUGUUGUGCUGAAAGAGCGCGACAGUUCGAACGACUACAUCCACGCGUCCUGGAUGGAAAUGCCCGAUCAAGUGCAGUUCAUCUCGACGCAAGGGCCCAUAAAGAACACGAUUGCGGACUUCUGGCACAUGAUUUUCACCGAAAAGUGUCCAGUUAUUGUGAUGCUCUGUCAGUACGUGGAGGACGAGCAGGAGAAGUGCCAGAGAUAUUACUCGGAUUCGGCGGAGAAAGAGUUCGGAGAGUACAAGGUGAAAGUGAUCGAGAAGGCCGUCGAGACGUGGAAUCCGGUAAAGUACACCGUGUUGCAAGUGCAAAGAAAGUACGGGGAAACUGGACAUACUUGUAUUCAAUUUGAUGAUAUUUGUUGUAGGAACAACCCGGCCAAACAUCUAGUUCAUCAUUACUGGUAUCACGAUUGGCAUGAUCAGGUGGCUCCACUCGACCCGAUUCCGAUGAUCAGACUGUACAAAGGCGCUCUCAAGAAGGUGAAUCUCCCGAUAUUUCUUUUCCGGAAGCAGUCGUUCAGAGCAACGGAAAACCAAUGGUCGUGCACUGUUCUGCGGGCGUAGGACGCACUUCCACUUUUAUCGGAAUCCAUCUGGCGGCGGUGAUGAUCAGAGAAAACGCCUGCCUGGAGAUGAUCGAAGUUCUCAAGAGACUGCGCAAAAUGCGUCUCGGAUCGAUCCAAAGUCAACUGCAAUACGUGUUUCUCAUCGUCUGCAUCAUCCAGCUGUUCAUCGAAGAGAAGUACAUCAAGAAGGACGCGAGCUUCGAAUCUCUUCUGAAGAAGUACGCGGAUGUGACGAGAAAGGUGACGGAGGCGAUUGUGCAGGAAGAGGAACGGAAGAAGCGGAAGAAGAAGGAGGCGGAGAAGAAGGACAAGGAUGCGCCAUCGAAGGGCUCCAAGAAGACGGAGGAAGUGAAGGAGGUGUCGAAGGCAGUAAAGAAAGGAGAGGAUCCGUUGGCGAAGGAUGCCCUGUCCAAGAGAAAGGCCGACGAGGCGACGAUGGACGACAAGACGAAGGACGAGAAACGGAGUGACCACGUACGCAAAGAGUCUGCGUCUCCGAGCGUGAUGGUCAGAGAGGUGAGCAGAACGGAGAUUGGGCGAUGGAUAAAAAGAGUAAUCACUUUUCAGACAAUUUCCGGAAAAGAGAAAUCAAAGUGUCAAAAAAUUGAGAGCAAAAAUGACAAGAAGAAAGUUGCGAAGAAGAGCAAGAGGAAACCGAACAUUUUUGGCUUUUGA